Molecule: messenger RNA, 2021 nt
Organism: Meleagris gallopavo (turkey)
Lineage: Eukaryota; Metazoa; Chordata; Aves; Galliformes; Phasianidae
Gene: SLC39A8
Product: solute carrier family 39 member 8
Biological process (GO): intracellular monoatomic cation homeostasis; zinc ion import across plasma membrane
Cellular component (GO): plasma membrane
Molecular function (GO): zinc ion transmembrane transporter activity; monoatomic cation:bicarbonate symporter activity
Source: RefSeq, a predicted model, not a curated record
CACCUGCACCACAACCAGUGCCUGACUGGGGAGGAAAUUUUUUCUUUGCAUGGAAUACCAAACAACAGUCACAUAUCAAACUCAGACUUCUCUACAGUAUGUCCUGCUGUUUUGCAACAGCUAAUUUUUCACCCAUGUGAUCAUCAGGAAAAUUCUGUGGAUGCAUCUAGACCACAUUCUUUGCAAGUUUGGGGAUUUGGGUUCCUAGCUGUGACUAUCAUUAACUUGGCAUCACUUCUGGGAUUUAUUUUAACUCCUCUCUUAAAGAAGUCUUAUUUCCCUAAGAUUUUAACCUACUUUGUGGGCUUGGCCGUCGGUACUCUCUUUUCUAACGCAAUUUUCCAGCUCAUUCCAGAGGCAUUUGGAUUUGAUUCCCAUGUAGAUAACUACAUUGAGAAAGCAGUUGCUGUAUUUGGAGGAUUCUAUAUUCUCUUCUUUGUGGAAAGGAUUCUUAAAGUGAUACUAAAGAUCUAUAAUCAGGAUUUCAGCAUUACUGAGUGUUCUGAUGCAUCUGUUUUAAAUCCAUAUGGAGAGAUAAAGCAAUCUCACUUUUUUGAGGAAGUUACAAGCAGAGCUGGAAAUAGAAUCCAGCCUGGCCAUAAUGACUUAGAAAAUGGUGAACAGAAUCAGUCUAAGGAUAAGACUAGUCCCUCCAAACCACCAUCAUCCAGCAAUGGAGUGACUUGUUAUGCGAAUACAGCCAUCGUAGAGAGCAAUGGAAAUUUUGGUUUUGACAGCAUUAGUGUUGUCUCAGCACAGGAAGAAGAAAUCCAGGGCAGUUUGUGUAAAUGUCUCGGUGGGCGCCCACUGUCGAAGAUUGGAACCAUUGCUUGGAUGGUUACACUGAGUGAUGCCGUACAUAAUUUCUUAGAUGGUUUGGCAAUUGGUGCUUCUUUCACGUUGUCUCUGUUUCAAGGACUUAGUACCUCCAUAGCCAUCUUGUGUGAAGAGUUUCCUCAUGAGCUGGGGGAUUUUGUCAUCUUGCUUAGUGCUGGAAUGAGUAUUCGACAGGCUCUGUUUUUCAACUUUCUGUCUGCAUGUUCCUGUUACAUUGGGAUGGCUCUUGGAAUAUUAGUAGGCAACAACUUCGCUCCUACCAUCAUUUUUGCUGUAGCUGGUGGAAUGUUCCUGUACAUAUCUCUGGCAGAUAUGUUCCCAGAGAUGAAUGAUAUGCUGAGAGAGAAAGUGACAGGAAGAAAGAUGGAUCUCACAUUCUUCCUUAUUCAGAAUGCUGGUUUACUAACGGGGUUUGCUGCUAUACUGUUGAUUACCUUGUAUGAAGGAAAUAUUCAGCUGUGAUCAUGCAAGUGAAAAUGGAAUCGGUGUUGAAGACGUCAAGUAAAUUAUGAAUGGAAGACAUUUGAAAUCCACAAAGGGACGUUUGUUUACUCUUCUUGGUUUUGAAACACUGACAGAUUCCAUUCCCCCCAUUCCAAAUGCAGGAAAUCCUUUUAUAGGACUUACCAUUGAUCCAAAUAGUAGGAUCUGUCAACUUCUGUACUCUGCUAAGGAACUGAUUCUAGUACUUGUAUUUCUACCUAAAAUUAUCAGACAUACUUGAGCUGUUAUAGAGAAAAAGGAGGUUACUUGGCCAGUAGAAUUACGCAGUGUAUGCAACUGAGCUGAGCUCUUCAAGGAAGAAAAUAAUGCAUUCCCGUAUCUUUUUGCAACUGUGAUGAAAACAAGCAGUUUCAAAACUGCUUAAUUUCAUGAGUUCUGCUGCAGGAUUUGUCUGUGUAAGAUCCCCUUCCACCCCCAAAACAAAACUAAAACAAACAAAAAAAACCAAUCAACUAUUUCAAAGUAGAUACUAAUGAAGCUAAGAUUUGUAAUUACUAAUUAACACUGGAAGGAAAGAUACCAGUUACUGCUUUUGAUCUUUUCUCUUUAUGUGUGCACUAGGGAAUUGUUGAUUUAUUUUCAGAACCACUUUUUUUAAAUUGGAGGGAGUGUGUGUUAAAUUUAUGACAAUUUAUCAACUCCACAACAUUUUAGAAACAUUGAGUAUUUAAAAAAAAAAA